UCGGUCCCAUUCUCCGGGUAGUUUAUCAGGUAUCCAUGUGAUCAACCCAAAGUAAGGACCGGAAAUGGUGUUGGGACCUAAACCGGAAGACGGAAGUGGGUUUGUGGUGGACGUGUUCAGGGGAACCGGGAGCCGGCGGGACCGAGCUAUGGAGCCGCUGUACCAGCAGACCCACAAGCAGGUCCAUGAAAUCCAGUCUCAUAUGGGACGCCUGGAGACGUCAGACAAGGAGUCUGUGCACCUAGUAGAAAAUGAAAUCCAAGCAAGGAUAGACCAGAUAUUCAGCAGCCUGGAACGCCUGGAGAUUUUGUCCAGCAAAGAGCCCCCUAAUAAGCGCCAGAACGCCAAACUCCGGGUUGACCAGUUAAAAUAUGAUGUACAGCACUUGCAGACUGCAUUGAGGAACUUCCAACAUCGGCGAUAUGCAAGGGAGCAACAGGAGAGACAGCGAGAAGAGCUUCUGGCAAGAACCUUCACCACAAAUGACUCUGAUACUACCAUACCCAUGGAUGAAUCACUGCAGUUUAAUUCCUCCCUCCAGAAAGUUCACCACGGCAUGGAUGACCUCAUUGGAGGCGGGCACAGUAUUCUGGAGGGACUGAGGGCCCAGAGAAUGACCCUAAAGGGCACUCAGAAGAAGAUCCUGGAUAUUGCUAACACGCUGGGGUUAUCCAACACUGUCAUGCGACUUAUUGAGAAGCGGGCUUUCCAAGACAAGUACUUGAUGAUAGGUGGGAUGCUUCUCACCUGUGUGAUCAUGUUUCUGGUGGUGCAGUAUCUGACAUGAGCAAGCAGAGCCCAAUGACUGGAAAGUGUUUCCAUUGCACGCGUCAGUGUGUGUGCGCGCGUGCAUGUGUGUGUGUGUGUGUGUGAAUGACAGAGCGCCUGCCUGCCUGCCUUUUGAGAUAUACUGCCUAUCAUAACUGUGAAUGCCACUUCAGAAGAAUUUUCAUCUAUAAUCCAGCAGGAGUUUCAAAACAGUUCUAGUUUUCUUUAACCCCAUGGAGGGGAAAGCCAAGACCACUCAAGAAGCUUUGUUGGGAACCAAGUAACUAACCUCUUUCACCUUGAUCUUGAGGAAGAAAAAAAAAGUGAAAUGCUUUGAUGAUUUUAUCCACACAGCGUGUUUUGUGUCUGAAGAAUCUGAAGAUAUUAGCCUUAUUGACAAAAAGGCUCAAAUACUUGUGACAAUUAGCCAUGUGGAACAGGAUUGGAGGUAGAGCGAGUGAUCAGUGAACAGAUUGGAACAGGUACCUCUUCCAAAGUCCAUAAGGGAAAAAUUUGAUAUCUAUUCCAUACACCAGUUGCAAGAAGAUUAAUACACCUGCUUUUUGCCUCUCACCCAACUGUUGCUUUCCUCCUCCAACUUUCCCCUAUCCCUUACUCCCAAAAAAUAAGUGUACAGAUUGAACCCACCCUGCUAGCAGGGCAGCCUAGUACUUUCUAGCAUUCCUCUUGGAGUCAUUAACCAUAAACAUGGGAAGAAUGGGGGGGGGAAAUGAAGAUACUGUUAACAGUGAGUUAAUUUUUACACAUUAGAGUUUUACAGUGUUUUCCUUUUUAAAAUGAAACUAAUAUUUGGGAUUAUUGGAUUUAAGAUCGAAGAUUUUAGUAUUCUGAUUUAUAUAUAAAGAAUGGUUUUUGUUUUACUCGAUUUUUGGAGUUCAAAGUAUACCACAUGGAAAGCACUUUUCCAAAGUUCUCCCUUCCAUUCUCUCUUCCUUUGGAGCCACAGAAGUGGGAUUGGAAGGCAUAAUCUGAGCACAGAAUAAUUUACCUAUUUCAGAUUAUUUUUGAUCUUGUAACAGCACCAAUUUACCUACAGUCUUCUUCCCUAAGAUAUGUUAAUAGCAGCCAGUGGCUCUGAAUCUCAUGGUAGGGUAGAUUUGUCUUGGGCCCGAUUUAAGGGGAUUUAUUGUUGAAGUUUCACAGCAAAAAUUUCCCUAAAGAGGUAGAUAGCCUCUUCCAAGGCUGUAUAGCCUUAUAGCAAGGUUUUAACCUACUUUUUUAAUUCAUUGUCCUAUAACUAUAUCUUUGUCAGUCCUCUUUCUACUAUUACCUGUACUAUUUAAUUGCCUCUUCUCUAAUUUUUUUCUUUUCGGUUCAGUUCUCUUCCUUGUAUUUUGUCCUCAGCUUGCUUCUGUAAAUAUAUCUUCAUCUCUUCAGUAUAUGUAUGGGACCACUCUUGUGAUGAAAACCAUUAGUUUUUAAGUGACACAGAUUUGUAAAACUCUGCAAUGAGGGCCAUGCACAGGUUAAAUACUAGUUUGUCUACCAGUUGUCCAACUGGUGGACAGACUACCAACAGAUGAUGGUCUCUGGAGUUACCUAUGCCAGGAAGUCUUCAGGUUCUAAAGGAAGGAAAUAGCCCUUCAGAUUGGGAACCUAGCUAAAGAGAUGGAAAUGCCACUUGAGACAGUAGAUGUUGAUGAGCUCCUUAGAACUGAAGACUUUUGCCAUUUUGCAGAAGGGCCCUUUGAAAUGCUUAGAUUUCAGACUCCAGGCCUCCUAGAAGCCCCAUCCUCUGGAUUUGCUGAGAUCAUCAGACUGCUUUGAUGAGAAUUUUAAAUUAUGGUAUAGAUGUGUAAGCCUUUUCUGGGCAUAGAACCUGGCAGUGUGAGAAAUCCCCAGGCCUCCACACUCUUUGUAAUUGCAGUGAUUUUCGUCUGCACCAUGAGGUUUACUUAAAAUCUAGACCUGACAGUGCACAAGUGGGUGUGUGUGACUUGAGGGGCAGAAUGACCUCAAUAGCCAUUUCUGAUUGCCUGUGGUAAAACAAUACUGAGGGAAGAAUGUUGUCAGAAGCUCACUGGGAUGCAUCCCUCUCCACCCAUUAACUACCUCUGAAAAGCUAGCAGGAUGGUUUUCUUUUAUACCCACCAGCAACAUUGUUCCUGAUAUACCAGUGGCCCUGUUCUUGUGAGCUUGGGCUUUUUGCUGGGGAUGGAGCACCCUCUAGUGGAACAGAAAAAUUCUGCUUUGGGAGACCAGCAACUGAGGAAGGGUCUGUCUUAGUCUGUACAGGAAUUUUGUGAUAUCAGUUCUUCUUUCAAAUAAUUGGGCUCUCAGAAAUAUCAACCUGGAAAUGUUUCCAAACUAAGAAAAAAAAAAAAGUGGAGGGAGCAGUGGCUCAUAAUUGGUAUUAUAAAUUAAUUCUUUGCUUUACAAAAAUGAUUCUCUAAGAAUCAGAACACCUGAGAUCUAAACCUGGUUUUGCCAUUCACUAGCUGUGUAUGUCUUCAACCUUUCUGAGCCCAGUUUCCUCUUUUCUAGAAUGAGUUUGAAUGGAUCUCUGAGGACCCUUAAAACUCUAGAAUUCUGUUUCUAUGAAAUGGCUUAUUCCUGUACUAAAUUUAAAAUACAUUUGUUAAAUGAGAGAAUAGGAGUAGAUAAUCAGAUAGGAAUACAAGCCAUCUGUAAUAUUCUAUGGUUUCAGAUUUGGUUGUCAGACAUUGGAUUUAUAACUAAUAUUUCAGUUUAAUAAAAUGAGUUAUGCCUAAAAAAUUGUAUUUCUUAUAAAGGAAUCUGACUGACAUUGUUACUGUUAGUGACCAAGACACAGAAUUACAGACUGUCUCAUGUGGAAGGGAUGUUAAAGAUCCUCUAUCCUAAAGGUUCUUAAACUGGGAUCUGUAAUCCUUUGGGGAAAAAAAAAAGGUAAAUUUUAUUUUAAUAUAAUGGAUUUCCUUUGAAAUCCCAUUUUGUUUUAUGCACUUAAAUACAUUAUUCUGAGAAGGAUUACAUAGGUUUUUACCAGAUUGCCAAAAAAAGGUCUAUAAUAUUACAAAAGGGUUACCAUCUCUGACUUCCCACUCUCAUCUAGUCCAUCUUCCUUUUUUUUUUUUUUUUUUUUUUUUUUUUGGUGAGAAGAUGAAACUUAAAUUCUCAUGUUCAAAUGGAGAGAACACUGUAGUCAUGCGUUUUGUUGCUCUGUACAUUUUAUUAGUAAUUAAUUACCUUCUUUGUAUCCGAGAUGUCAGCACAUGAAAAUAUUUGCUAAGGUGGCCUCUUGCUGUGAAAAAAACCCAAAAUUUGUGGAAAUUAGUAGUAACUUACAGGGGACUUGUAAUUAAGUCAGUACCUCUUCUUUAAUCUAGGAAGCCAAGGCGGAGCCAAACAUCAUUCUUGAAUUUUCCACCUGUGGAUGUUGGGUCUUUAACCAGGGCUAUAUAAGAAAUAAUACUAUAAAAUGAGAGUGGAUAUAUGA
This is a messenger RNA of Antechinus flavipes (yellow-footed antechinus), 4207 nucleotides long. It is a transcript of the gene GOSR2, whose product is annotated as golgi SNAP receptor complex member 2. NCBI's taxonomy places the organism in Eukaryota, Metazoa, Chordata, Mammalia, Dasyuromorphia, Dasyuridae. The coding region runs from base 65 to 787 and encodes 240 amino acids. Gene Ontology annotation, cellular component: ER to Golgi transport vesicle membrane; late endosome membrane; endoplasmic reticulum membrane. The transcript has 6 exons. Gene Ontology annotation, molecular function: SNAP receptor activity; SNARE binding. The record is from RefSeq and is a predicted model, not a curated record. Gene Ontology annotation, biological process: vesicle fusion; intra-Golgi vesicle-mediated transport.